Messenger RNA from Euleptes europaea (tarantolino), 2514 nucleotides. Its product is annotated as taste receptor type 1 member 3-like. The transcript has 6 exons. Gene Ontology annotation, molecular function: sweet taste receptor activity; G protein-coupled receptor activity. The record is from RefSeq and is a predicted model, not a curated record. Lineage: Eukaryota; Metazoa; Chordata; Lepidosauria; Squamata; Sphaerodactylidae. Bases 1 to 2514 code for a protein of 837 amino acids. Gene Ontology annotation, biological process: G protein-coupled receptor signaling pathway; sensory perception of sweet taste; sensory perception of umami taste. Gene Ontology annotation, cellular component: membrane.
AUGGCCGUUCUCCUGCUCGGUGUCGGUUUGGGCUGGGCCUUGGCCCAGGAAAAGCGCUGUAUCUCUUCACAAUUCAGAAAACCCGGAGACUACCUCCUGGGAGGAUUGUUCCCUUUACGAGUCCUCACCACCAGCCCAGCGUACCGGACCUUGCCGGACGUUUACGUGUGCGAGAGGGUGUACACCGCAGGUCUCAUCUGGGCUCUGGGGAUGAAGUUUGCAGUGGAAGAAAUCAACAACUCCACCGAGCUGCUGCCGGGGAUCGAACUCGGCUACGACAUUUACGACAACUGCUUGGAGCCGAUCGUGACCCUCCAGCCCAGCCUGCUGUUCCUGACCCAGACGGGCACCAGCAGCAUCGGAAUCCUUUGCAACUAUACCGACUACCGGACCCGCGUGCUGGCUGUCAUCGGGCCCCACAGCUCGGAGCUCUGCACCAUCACCGCCAAGCUCUUUGGCUUCUUUCGGAUCCCACAGGUCAGCUACGGCGCCACGGCAGAGAAGCUGAACAACCCGGAACAGUACCCCUCUUUCUUCCGGACCGUGCCCAGCGACAAGAUCCAGCUGGAAGCCAUGGUGAAACUCCUGACCUUCUUCAAGUGGAACUGGAUCGCGGUCGUAGGCAGCGACGACGAAUACGGCCGAGAAGGCCUCAGCCUACUCUCCUCCAUGGCGGCCAGCGCAGGCAUCUGCAUCGCCUACGAGGGGCUGAUCCCGGCGGACGUGUCGAUCCCCAACCUCGAGGAGACUCUGGAACUGGCCAUCCAGUCCAUCAACAAGACCAACGUCAAUGUCGUGAUCCUCUUCUCCAACGACCGACCCGUCCGGGCCUUCCUCAAAGAGUGCCUCCGGCUCGGGCUGGGCAAGAAGGUGUGGCUCGCCACGGAAGCAUGGGUGAUGUCCGACGUGGUCACCUCGCUCAGACAAGCGGACUCGAUUGGGACAGUCAUCGGUUUCAUCAUCAAAGGAGGGAAUGUCUCCAGAUUUCAGGAGUAUGUCGGGAGACUCUUGCACCUGACCCAGCAGGAGAGCUUCUGCGAGGCUUCCCAGAAGGAAGCCGAUAAGGUGGGCUCCGACGUUCUGGGGCCGCAGUGCCCGCAAUGUGACCACCUUCUCCCGGACAACAUCAGCAGUGUUCUGGAGCAUCGGCAGACUUUUGCGGUGUAUGGGUCUGUCUACAGUGUGGCCCAAGCGCUCCACAACGUGCUCGGUUGCGAAACCGGGCAGUGUAAGAAGAGCAGCGUCAAGCCUUGGCAGCUGCUAGAAGCAAUGGAGGGACUCAACUUCAGCACCCGAAACCAGUCGUUCCAUUUUGACCAAUCCCGCAGCAUCAACAAGGGCUACGAGGUCAUCGGGUGGAGCUGGCAGGACGGCCGGAUCCGGUACGUCACCGUGGGAGAGUUCGACGCGAACCUGAAGAUCGACAAAUCCCGGCUCCACUUCCAUACCGAGAAUCAAAAGGAGCCCACGUCCCAGUGCCUCACCACGUGCCAACCUGGGCAGAUCCGCCGGAUGAAAGGCUUCCACCUGUGCUGUUACGACUGCAUUGACUGCGAAGAGGGGACAUUCUGCAGCAGUUCAGACGACUCCGCCUGCACCGCCUGCCCCGAGCACCAGUGGUCCCCCAGGCGCAGCACGCAGUGUUACGACCGCAGCGAGAAGUACUUCUUCUGGCUCGAGCCCCUGGCCCUGGUCUUGCUGGGCCUGUUACUUUCCGCCUUGGCUCUCACCUGCCUGGCGGGGGCGCUGUUCCUGAAGAACAUCCACACCCCUGUGGUGCAGGCCGCCGGGGGUGGCAUGUGCCUCUUGGCUCUCGGCUGCCUGGCCGUGAUGUGCCUCAGCACCAGCUUGUAUGUCGGGAGACCCAGCUCCACCGUCUGCAAGCUCAACGACCCCUUCUUCACUCUCUGCCUCAACGUCUGCUUCUCCACCAUCUUGGCGAAAGCGCUCCAGAUCGUCCUGGCGCACGACUUCGCCGACAGCCGGCGUACCUUCGUGCACACCCUCAUUCGACAGCGGCCUUGGUCUAUCGUGGCCUCCUGCUUCCUGGUGGAGAGCGCGCUCUGCUUCUGGUACGUCUACGCCGUCCCGCCGGUGGUGGUCAACAACUACACCCUCUUGCCGACCCAAGUUCUGGUCCAGUGCAAGGUCCAGUCCUGGCCCGUCUUUGCCCUGAUGCACGGGCACAACGGCGCCCUGGCGUUCACCUCUUUCCUCUGCACGUUCAUGGUGCAGACGCCGGCCAAGAAGUACAACGUCGCGCUGGGCAUCACCUUCGCCAUGAUCGCCUACUUCGCCGCCAUGAUCUUCUUCGUCCCCACCUACACCUCCGUGAGGCAAGAGUACCAGCCGGCCGUAAUGAUGGCCGCCAUUUUGCUGUGCACCUUGGGGCAGCUGGCCUGCUUCUACCUGCCCAAGUGCUACAUCAUCUGGUUUAAGCCGGACUGGAACACGACGGACUAUUUCCAAGACUACACCCGGGAGAGGGUGGAGGAGAAAGAUUCUCAGGAUUAG